Plenodomus lingam JN3 is the source of this 1527-nucleotide messenger RNA. The record is from RefSeq and is a predicted model, not a curated record. NCBI's taxonomy places the organism in Eukaryota, Fungi, Ascomycota, Dothideomycetes, Pleosporales, Leptosphaeriaceae.
AUGUCCAGCCGGUACCCUCGUGAUAGGUCACCGCCUUAUCGCGAUCGUAGGCCUUCAACAUUCAGCAGCAAUGGCUACGCUCCAAGGGCCGGCGACAACGUCAGACCCAACCCAGAGCCCAGCGGUUUCCCGCCCAGAGAUAUCCCUCGGGGCCCAAAGUCUGCUGUGGAUGCCCCUCGUGUCCUUGCCACGGGUCCCCCUACGCCUUUGAGGACCGCACCGCCUCUGAGUAGUGGCCCCGCCCCUCCUCUGCACAACUCCCACAAUUCCUGGAGAGCAGAUCGUGAUCGCGACCGGGACUUUGAUCGGCGAGAAAGACGACCUACUCCUCCACGGCGGUCUCCCAUUCGAGAUGCGAGAGAUAGAGACUUCUUAUCGCGGGAUCUCGACGUCAGUCGUGCUCGACGCAACUCACGCGACGGGCCACCGUCGGCCGGGUCGACCUACUCCGAUGCACCUCCCAUCAGCACAGGCUCCUCCUAUCGCGGUGGUAGCAUCAGUCGAGGUCGCGGCGGCUUCGCAGCUCGUGGUCGGAACUUUCACGACGACCGAGACAGGCACCACGACCUACGUGAUCGCCCACCAGAUCGCACCUACCGACCGCGAAGCCGGUCACCACCGGGUCGUCGGGAAAGAGAUGUGCGGGAAGACAGAGAGUUGGACAGAAGAGACCGUGAUGAUCGGAGAUUUAUCCCACGAGAAUAUGAUUCCUAUAUUGGCCCUGCAGGCACGGCAAAGCCAGGAUUACGGACACUAGAUACGCACCGAGGCCCAAGUUCAUCUGACUUGCGCCAUCUUCCGGGCACUCCAACAGGCCCGACUCCGCAUUCAUCUCAUCAUGCAUCCCCAUCGGACCGGCUAGGUUCACAGAUAGACUCCUACUCAAGGCGUUCGUCCCUUGCCAUUGACCCGCUGUCCUCCAAGGACUCUAGGCGGGAACCAGGCAAGGAUGAGGCCCUAUUGGCGAGCCGAGCCGAAGCAUCGAGAGAAAGGUAUGCCCCACGUGCUUCGUCGCCUCCUGCUUCCAUCCCGGCCUUCGGAGGAUCUAAUGUCUGGAGGGCUCCCGUACCUGAAAGCAAACCUAGUGUUCCUACAGUGUCGCAGCCAAAAUCUGUACAGGCCAUGUCAACUCCCGCUACUCCUGCACCGCUACCAGCUCCAGCAGUUGUUACUGCGCCCGCUGCGUACACCGUACCAAAAACUGUGGCGCCCCCGCCAGCCCCAAAGCCAGUGAUGGCUCCAACCGCUCCAAAAGCCGCCGAAUACCAGAUCGAGGACCCGGAGAAAUACCUAGCCAAGACCCAAGAUCAGGGCCCCCAGUUGUGCCGCGUAUGGAACCUCCUGCUCCUCCUCCUCCUCCACCACCACCACCUCCUCCUCCUGCCCCUUCCGUCCCAGUCACUGAUCAUGCAGGCAUUAAUCAUGCGUCAUCUAAAACUCCAGUGGCACACACAGCACCUCCACCCUCAAAUGGACCUCCUAAUACCCUACCUACUGUGUCUGCUCCAACAGCUCCUUCGGGAUUAG